GGCCGGAUGAGAAGGCCAUUAUGACCUAUGUUUCAUGUUACUACCACGCCUUCUCAGGUGCGCAGAAGAUUUCUCAUUACUGCUACCAGCCCUGAAGGGGAGGUCACAUGAUCAGCUUUCCGCUUCUUUCAUUCUCUUAUACUGAGUCUUUAAAGGCGGAGACAGCAGCCAAUCGUAUCUGCAAGGUGUUGGCAGUCAAUCAGGAGAAUGAACAGCUCAUGGAAGACUAUGAAAAGCUGGCCAGUGAUUUGCUGGAAUGGAUCCGCCGCACCAUUCCCUGGCUGGAGAAUCGGGCGCCCGAGAACACCAUGCAAGCCAUGCAGCAGAAACUGGAGGACUUCCGGGACUACCGUCGCCUGCACAAGCCCCCCAAGGUCCAGGAGAAGUGCCAACUUGAAAUCAAUUUCAAUACCUUGCAGACCAAGCUGCGGCUCAGCAACAGGCCGGCAUUCAUGCCUUCAGAGGGGAAAAUGGUCUCGGACAUAAACAAUGCAUGGGGAGGCCUAGAGCAGGCUGAGAAGGGCUAUGAGGAAUGGCUGUUGAAUGAGAUCCGAAGGCUAGAGAGGCUGGACCACCUGGCUGAGAAGUUCCGGCAGAAAGCUUCCAUUCACGAGUCCUGGACAGAUGGUAAGGAGGUAAUGCUGCAGCAGAAGGAUUAUGAAACUGCUACCUUGUCAGAGAUCAAGGCCCUGCUGAAGAAACAUGAGGCCUUUGAGAGCGACCUAGCUGCUCACCAGGACCGUGUGGAGCAGAUUGCUGCUAUUGCACAAGAACUCAAUGAGCUGGAUUAUUACGACUCACCAAGUGUCAACGCCAGGUGCCAGAAGAUAUGUGACCAAUGGGACAAUCUGGGUGCUUUGACCCAGAAACGUAGAGAGGCCUUGGAGAGGACAGAGAAGCUGCUGGAGACAAUUGACCAGCUAUACCUGGAAUAUGCAAAACGAGCCGCCCCUUUCAAUAACUGGAUGGAGGGGGCCAUGGAGGAUCUGCAGGACACCUUCAUUGUUCAUACCAUAGAGGAGAUCCAGGGAUUGACCACCGCCCAUGAACAGUUCAAGGCCACUUUGCCAGAUGCCGACAAGGAGCGACAGGCCAUCCUGGGGAUCCACAAUGAAGUCUCAAAGAUUGUCCAGACCUACCAUGUCAACAUGGCAGGAACCAAUCCCUACACUACCAUAACCCCACAGGACAUCAAUGGCAAAUGGGACCACGUGCGGCAGUUAGUUCCCCGAAGGGAUCAAGCCCUGAUGGAAGAGCACACACGCCAGCAACAAAAUGAACGACUCCGCAAACAGUUUGGUGCACAGGCUAAUGUCAUUGGGCCCUGGAUCCAAACCAAGAUGGAGGAGAUCGGCCGCAUUUCCAUAGAGAUGCAUGGGACCCUGGAGGACCAGCUCAACCACCUGCGGCAGUACGAGAAGAGCAUUAUUAAUUACAAACCAAAGAUUGACCAGCUGGAGGGAGACCACCAGCAGAUUCAGGAGGCACUCAUCUUUGACAACAAGCACACCAACUAUACCAUGGAGCAUAUCCGAGUGGGCUGGGAGCAGUUGCUUACAACAAUUGCUAGAACCAUCAAUGAAGUGGAAAAUCAGAUUCUGACCCGUGAUGCCAAAGGAAUCAGCCAGGAGCAGAUGAAUGAAUUCCGGGCCUCCUUUAACCAUUUUGACAGGGAUCACUCCGGCACACUUGGCCCUGAGGAAUUCAAAGCCUGCCUCAUCAGCUUGGGUUACGAUAUUGGAAACGAUGCACAGGGAGAAGCAGAGUUUGCCCGCAUCAUGAGCAUUGUAGAUCCCAACCGCUUGGGAGUAGUGACAUUCCAGGCCUUCAUCGACUUCAUGUCCCGGGAAACAGCAGAUACUGAUACUGCUGACCAGGUCAUGGCUUCCUUCAAGAUCCUGGCUGGAGACAAGAACUACAUCACUGUGGAUGAAUUAAGACGGGAACUGCCUCCUGAUCAAGCUGAAUAUUGCAUUGCUAGGAUGGCACCAUACAGCGGGCCUGAUGCUGUACCUGGUGCCCUGGACUAUAUGUCCUUCUCCACAGCGCUCUAUGGCGAAAGUGACCUUUAACCUCUUCCUUUCUCCCCACAACAUACUCCCCACCCCCUCUCCCGUCCAGGCGCACUCUUCUUUCUGUAUGCAAAGCUGCCUCUGCUCCGCCUCCUUUUAUUUUGUGUCUCCAUUUUUGCUUCAGAUAACAGAUCAUGUUUAUAAGGGGGGACAUUGAAAUGACCGUCUACCUUGCCCUUGAAAUGACAGUUUACAAAAUUAUUUUCUGCAAAAAAAAGUUACAUUUAAAAAUAAAGACAUAUUUUAUUAUAGAAAAACAGGUAUUUUUCUCCAUCAAAUUAAAACAAAGAGAAAAUUUAAAAAUAUUGCACCAAAUGUUUUGUGUUGUGACAUAGGAAAUCGAGCACAGUGUUACAUUCCAUUCUUCUUUACAAAAAUUAAAAAGAACGAAAAAAAAAA
This is a messenger RNA of Terrapene triunguis (Three-toed box turtle), 2471 nucleotides long. Its product is annotated as alpha-actinin-1. The record is from RefSeq and is a predicted model, not a curated record. Bases 108 to 2072 code for a protein of 654 amino acids. Gene Ontology annotation, biological process: muscle cell development; actin cytoskeleton organization. Gene Ontology annotation, cellular component: plasma membrane; cell projection; cell junction. Gene Ontology annotation, molecular function: calcium ion binding; actin filament binding. NCBI's taxonomy places the organism in Eukaryota, Metazoa, Chordata, Testudines, Emydidae. The transcript is spliced from 15 exons.